Molecule: messenger RNA, 1807 nt
Organism: Tuber melanosporum (Perigord truffle)
Lineage: Eukaryota; Fungi; Ascomycota; Pezizomycetes; Pezizales; Tuberaceae
Exons: 3
Coding region: 594-1649 (351 amino acids)
Molecular function (GO): hydrolase activity
Source: RefSeq, a predicted model, not a curated record
CCGAUGGAGAACAGAACAAAUCCCACGUUGCAGUAGGGGUACCACGCCCGAAUACGGUGCCGACACGACAUGCCUUUGACAGCCAUCAUAUCGGUGUUCCAGGUAGGGCGCGAGCACUCGAGCCGUAAAAGAGGCUCGCAUCAUGUUCCUGGAGAGUUCACCGGGACGGGGUCCAUAACUGUGCCGCUGAAAGAAAGGCCGGGGGAAAGUUUUUGGAGCCAAAGAGGGGUGUCUAAUAAUGCGAUGCUGCCAGGUGGUAUUAUACCGGUAGUAGAAGGAUAAAGCCGACCAGGGCCCGCAUUUUGGGGAGGGGGGUUCUUCGCCAUCCUGCACACCUAUCCAUCAGUCAUUGGUCUUGUGAGCCUUUUUACCAUAAGAUUUCUCCGUCUGCCUGCCUGUCUACGUUCGCUCGGUUCGGAAUGAAGUUCUCAAUUGCUUCUUCAGCAUUCCUCCUUUUUCCACUAGUCGUCGCCGUCGACGCCGUUUCCGUCCCUAUAUUACCACGGGGAGGCAAGGGUGAGGGGGAAGUGAAGAGAGGUUAUGAAUAUGGCAGUGGGCAUGGUGGUAACGGUGAUGGUGGAGGAACAAGCCCGAUGACUUCCGACCCGAAAAGUUUGACCGAUACCUCAGCAGCUCUUAUAGAACUCCACAAGAACCUCUGCGAGAUCCCGUCCGUCGCGCCAAAUGAACUCGAGGUCGGGGAUUGGUUGGCGACGUACCUAGAGUCGAAAUCCUUCACUGUAGAAAAACAGGAGGUCGCAAGGAAUCGUAACAACAUCUUUGCCUACCUAGGAAACAAGAGGCAGACAAAGACUCUAGUGACUAGUCAUAUCGAUGUGGUCCCACCAUACAUCAACUACACAUACCAUUCCAACGGGACCAUAACAGGGCGAGGAACGAAUGACGCGAAGGGAUGCGUUGCUGCGCAAAUCAAGGCUGUUGAGAUCCUCCUCGCGGAAGGCCUGAUAGAAGAAGGCGACGUGGCAAUGCUCUUCGUAGUAGCUGAAGAAACGGAUGGCGCAGGUAUGAUAAAAGCGAACGACCUCGGUUUGGCCUGGGAAUCUGUCAUUUUCGGCGAGCCGACGGAACUCAAACUCUCGCUCGGGCACAAGGGUGUGCUCCGGUUCAUCAUUGAGGCCUUCGGGAAAGCCGUGCACUCCGGCUAUCCGCAACUCGGCACUAACGCUAACGAGCAGCUUGUUGGAGCAUUGUAUAUCCUAUCGAAAAUGCAGCUCCCCGGAUCUGACUUACUAGGCGAUUCCACGUUGAACUACGGCGUUAUGGGCGGUGGUACGGCCCCUAAUAUCAUUUCUUCAUAUGCGAAUGCGAGCGUCGCGAUUCGAUUGGCCGCCGAUCCCUUGCUGGUCCGGGCUUUGGUUAAUGAGACGGUUACGGGCUUGCCUAUUACCUUGACUUGGUUUGAGAGGUUUUAUGGGCCGCAGUAUUUGGAUUGUGAUGUUGAGGGGUUUGAAGUCGAAGCUCAGGCUUAUGGAACAGAUAUUCCGAAUCUAAAGGGCAGUCAUAAGAGAUACCUUUAUGGUCCUGGAUCAAUCUUCACAGCGCACAGUAACGCAGAAUUCGUGACCGUCACAGACCUUGUCGAGUCGGUGGAGGGGUACAAGGCCUUGAUUGUGCACACUCUUUCAUAAUCUAUUAAAAAUUAGUCUAAUAGACAUAAUAUUAUUAUUAUGUAAUAAGAUAGAGCCGGUUUGUAAUAAGGUUUCUGUAAAUAAAGAAAAAAGAGGGUCGGGAAGUUCUUGUAAUGUUUCUGUUGGGAGGUUAUUUUUCCCCUAAAAUUUGUUACCUG